Messenger RNA from Penicillium salamii, 939 nucleotides. NCBI's taxonomy places the organism in Eukaryota, Fungi, Ascomycota, Eurotiomycetes, Eurotiales, Aspergillaceae. The record is from the annotation of a GenBank genome assembly.
AUGGCUCGCAUCCACGUGGCCGCGCUAGACGCGGACGUCCCAUGCCUCGCGGUAUACAAAGAGCGGGGCUUGUAUAGCUCCAUGUUCCGAAACCUCCUACAAAAUGCAGCACAGCGCCUGAACAAAUCACAAGAGCCACAUCAAAAUGCUCUGUCGGUGCAUAUCACAGCCUUUGACGCCGUAGGCGGAUCCCUGCCACCGCUGGAAACCCUCCGCCGGUCCAACUCAGAGCCUCACGCCGGCCCACUGGGGCCGAUAGACGCGAUCUUGAUCACAGGAUCCGGGUUCUCAGCCUACGAAGAUCGCCCCUGGGUCCACCAGCUGAAAGCAUUCAUCCAAACAGUCUACAAUGAAUACCCCGACGUGAAGAUCUUCGGCUCCUGCUUCGGACACCAGAUCGUGGCCCAGGCAUUACUCUCCACAGGCGUUGAAGCCAACUCCACAUACCACACGGAGCACUGGUCAGCUGGUUAUGAAAUGGGUAUUCAGCCCAUCAUCCUCGACCCGGCAUUCACUGCGCGGUUCCCGCCGCUGGCGCGUGCAACCCCGUUCCGAAUCCAACUUAUCCACGGUGAUCAGGUCGUGCCUACGCCUGCGGCACUGGCGGCAGGUCCGGUAUCUCUGCCUGCACCUUGGUCGAACAUCGGUAGUAGCGCCCAGUGUGCCAUUCAGGGCUUUUACAAUGCCGGUCGGGUCCUGACGUUCCAAGGCCACUUUGAAUUCGACAGGUUCGUGAACAGUGAGACGAUGCACGAAUUUGCACGCCGAGGAAGCUGGCCUGCUGCGGAUGUCACCUCGUACCAGGAACAGAUCAAUCGCUCUGCUGUUGCGGGCAAAGAGGAUGACGAUGAUGCCAAAGCUGCUGCCGAGGCGGUUUUGCUUUUCCUGGCCGGAGACCGGGUGGUGAGCAACGGGCUGAUGACACCUCCACUGGGGUGA